AUGCUUGAACUCAGAAACAUUCACACCUACUACGGCAGCAUCCGAGCCGUCCGUGGCAUCUCCAUCAUCGUUAACAACGGCGAGAUGGUCUGCCUGAUCGGUGCAAACGGUGCCGGAAAAUCGACGACCCUGAUGACGACCUCCGGUAUCUAUACACCCGUUGAAGGCAGUAUCUAUUUUGAGGAUCGCGACAUCACACAAACCUCGGCGGAAGAUCGCGUCGCACUCGGCAUCUCGCAAGUGCCAGAGGGACGGCUCAUCUUCGCGGAUAUGACUGUCCUCGAAAACCUCGAACUUGGUGCCUACACGCGAAAAGAUAAGCAAGGUAUCAGAGAAGAUAUCGACAAAAUGUUCCAAUUCUUCCCUGUGCUCCGAGAACGGCAGAAACAGCGCGGUGGCAGCCUCAGCGGCGGUGAACAACAGAUGUUGGCGAUCGGACGUGCACUGAUGUGCCGUCCGAGGCUGCUCCUGCUCGACGAACCCUCCUUAGGGCUUGCCCCCCUCAUUGUUAAACAGAUUUUUGAGAUUAUCCAGCAGAUCAACGCCGACGGCACGACGAUCCUCCUCGUUGAACAGAACGCGCAAAUCGCGUUACAAGUAACCAACAGGGGCUAUGUCAUGGAGACUGGCGAAAUCACAAUCGAAGGUGCCUCUGCCGACCUGUUAGCUGAUGAAAGCGUGCGACAGGCUUAUCUUGGAGAAUAG
Geodia barretti is the source of this 705-nucleotide messenger RNA. NCBI's taxonomy places the organism in Eukaryota, Metazoa, Porifera, Demospongiae, Tetractinellida, Geodiidae. The record is from the annotation of a GenBank genome assembly.